AUGGCAAGUAAUCUUCCUCAAGAAAAUGUCUGGGAUUAUCCACGUCCACCAGAAAUUGAACCUGUUCAAGCACGUCUUCGAGUCAUCUUCAAUCAAAUCGUACUAGCGGACACUACCCGAGCAAUGCGUAUCAUAGAAACCAGCCAUCCUCCGACGUACUAUAUUCCUCCAGAAGAUGUCAACCAAGAGUAUCUCAAUCGCAAUGACAAGACAUCGUACUGCGGAUAUAAAGGUUUAGCAUCAUAUUAUGAUUUCAUUCCGCCGGAUAAUCAACCGAUUGUAAAGGCACGAAUAUGGUCAUAUGAAAAUCCAACUGGAAGCGAUGAAAAAUAUAUUGGUGUCAAAGGUUAUUUUAGUUUUUAUGUCGGACCAUGGGAUUGUUAUGUUAACGACGAGAAAGUUGAAGCACAACCAGGCGAUUUUUACGGUGGAUGGAAAACGAAGAAUAUUACGGGCAAAGUCAAUGCAGGGUCCGGAGCGUGGAUUCGACGUCUUCGACAAAUAAUCGACUACAAAAUGACAAAUAAUCCGUCUCGAUAUAUCACCGAACAGCCGGAUAGUUUCAACACUGUCUUCGCUCUCGCGCCUCAAGAGAGAAUUUCCAAUAUUUAUGAAUGCGAUGACCGUCGUUGUGGCUGUGGAUCGCAGUAUACAGUUGCACUAACUAAUGCAAGAAUUAUCCAACGACGAGCAGACUCAUGCUGCGGUUGCUGCUCGCAGGGUUAUAUCGAUUCAAUGCUCUUCCUAUCUGACAUCAGCAGCAUCAGCACAAGAGUGAAUCCAACCAGAAACGGUAUGCCUCUCACUCUGAUAGGCCCUUUCGGUUCAGAAGUAUUUACAUUUUCUCACCAAUCCUUUCAUAAUGCGUUGGCAAUGAUCCCUCAAGCAGCAAUGCCUUACAAAAUAUCAAUGCAACCUAGAAUCGUAAUGCAAACACCUUAUUCAGCACCACCUUACGAAACAAAGCCUAUGAAACCAGAUUAUCAAUCAGCGUUUUAA
Adineta ricciae is the source of this 999-nucleotide messenger RNA. The record is from the annotation of a GenBank genome assembly. NCBI's taxonomy places the organism in Eukaryota, Metazoa, Rotifera, Eurotatoria, Adinetida, Adinetidae.